AUGAACACUAGUAGUCUUAAUACAAACAAUGCCGAAGAACAAUUUGAAUUGGGCAUUGCUAUUUUAAACAAAGCAUGGAAAACAAAGGAAUUACAAAUGUUGGAUGAAAUUGAAGGAUUGAAAAAAAUUGGACAAAAAAAGCAAGAGGAAAUUCAUCAAAUUAAUCAACAACACAGCAAAUUACAAUUUGAAUAUCAAAGUCUCAAUACUGCCAUGAAAACUAUACAAGAAAUGAACCAAGAUCUCCAAAGUGAAAGAGAUAGACUGUCAGCUCAAGUAAAGGCCCUCAACGGGGAACUUUCAAAGUUGAAAGCAUUCAAGAAACAAAUUAUUCAAUCAAUCAAUUUGGAAGAACUUGAAGAUCCUUCUUCGAAUGGAAACAACACAAGUCAAUUCAUUCCUCCAACUCAAACAAAUAACAGCAUGAUGUCAGAGAAUAGAAGUUUCAAUUCUUCAAAUAUCAAUAAUCAAUCAAUAAUGCAACAACAAACUCAAUCACAACAAGCUCAAGCUUUGGAAGGCAAGGAAUUCUUUAAGCAAGCUAAAGAAGUUUUGACAAAUAGACAAUUUGCUGAUUUCUUACAACAAAUCAAACUGCUUAACAAUCAACAACAAUCAGCCCAACAAACUCUAGAUAAUGUUAACAUAAUAUUCAAAGGUGAACAUCCAAACUUGAUAGAAGGAUUUAAGCGUAUUUUAACACAAAGACAACAAUCAGCAGCUAUGAAUAAUUCUGAAACUAGUUUCAUUGAUAGCGAUGAACUUGAUAAGGUAGAGGUUGUUGGAAAUGAAAUUUUUAUUCAGAGAAGAGAACUUAUUAGGGAUAUUUUCAAAAAUUGGAUUAUUGAUAUUGCUUUUAUUUGUUUAGGAAUUAUGUCAUUGUGGAGAAUUCCAAGAAUUAUUCUACACUAUCUUACCAUCAUUACCAAUGAAGAAAAGGCGGGAAGUAUGAGAAACAAGGCCAUGGAAGAAUUUGUACAAAGUAUUCUUGAUGUGGUAGCAAUAACUGCAAUGGUAGUCCUUGUCGUUCCAACUCUUUACAGAGUAGGUACAACUAUUAAGAGAAUAAGAACAGAAGACACUCUCUAUCAAUUUAUUAUUAUUUCUGAAGCUUUUGCAGUCUUGAAAGAUUUACCUUUUAUUUUGUUGGGUUUGCUGUCAAUGUGGCGUUUACCAGUAAUUAUUCUCAAGAUUUGGGUAUUCCAUAAAGAAGAAUAUGAAACUGCAGAAAAGAGAAGAAAAUUAGCUCUUCAACAAUUUUUGGAUGCCAUGAUAGAUAUCCCAUUUACUAUUUCUCUAGUUUUAAUGAUACUCUCCAUCAUGCACAUCUUUACUAUCUUCCUCUUAUUUAGAAAAUACAAAAAGGCAAAGAAGGAAGAAAAAGAGUUGGGUAAGCAGAGAGAAUUAUUCACCUUCUUUAGAGGAAAGGUGUUAAAGCAACUUUAUUUGCUUCCUCUCCAAAUCCCAUUAAUUAUCUGCACUUAUUUGGUAACAUUCACAGUCUACCGUAUUCCAAUUACUGUCACAACUAUGAAGUCUCUUGUUGGGCAGAAGGAACCAAAGAAAUUGGCCGCCAAGGUAAUUGUUUCUCAAGCUUUAUCAAUUCCUUUGGAUUUGAUUUGUACUGUAUUUUCUGCAAUUAUUGUUCUCACAGUUUAUAGAAUCAAGGAUUUAGUUGCUGUUCUCAAGACACAUCCUGUUUUCAAAUCUACAUUUGCUAUCAGAGAAGCAUUGGAAGUCCACAAACAAAUAGCUCUCGUUUUUUGGAAUCUAGUUAAAGACAUUCCUAUAAUUAUUUUAUUCCUUCUUUCAUCCCUCACUGUUUGGAGAAUCAAACAUAUAUUAAGAGCCUUAGCAAACGAAACAGACUAUAAGAAACGAUUAAUCCUAUUGGGAACUAACGCUUUCCUAACGGUCCUAGAUAUUCCUUGCAUUUUAUGUUCAGCCUUGCUAUUGGUAUCCUGGAGAUCGAAGCGAGUUGUAAAUAUCAUUACUGCUGCUUAUGUUUCAGGAAAGCUAUCAGAAGCUCACUAUUCCAUUCUUUUGGAAUUUUACGAACUCAUUCUCGACAUAAUUCACAUAGCUCUUAUUCCACUUCUUUUAUGGAGAAUUCCAAAUGCACUGAAAUCAGCAUGGAUCGAAGAAACAGCUAAGGGAAGAAGAGGAAUUAUUAGAUACCAUCUUAGUCAAAUUAUACUUGAUGUACCAUACAUGCUACUCACAUUGGUAGUUGUGUUGUCUGUUUACAGAAAUGUUGAGCUUUAUCACUUCCUUUCAAAGAAGAAAUCUAAGAGAGGAUAUAGAGAAUUUAUUAGAGAUCAGGCAUUGCAAUUAAUCAUUGAUAUUCCACUUGUUAUAAUUUCUCUAUGUACUUGUAUUGUUAUUCCAUAUAGAGUUUACUUUAUGUUCAAAUAUCUUUUCCUCUAUGAACAGUGGAAGAACAGAGAUGAAGAAAGAAGAAGAGAACUUAGAGUUUUAAUUGCCAAGACACUUGUUGAUUUGCUGACUCUUGUAUUUGGUAUUGCUCUAUUGGUAAUGUUCUGGAGAAUACCAUUCGUUGUGUACAGAUACUUGAUGCUAAAGGAAGGUGUUAGAAGAACAUUGUGGAUUGAAUUCAAGAGUGCUAUUUUGGAUAUCAUUUGCCUUGCAGCUUUAUUUAUUAAUCUUACAUUUGUUUAUCAAUUCCCUUACACUGUCAAGAGAUUGUAUUUCUUCACAGUUGCAUGUAUUAAGCAUUUAAUGGCGUUCAUGAAAACAAAACCAUUCUCAACCACCAAAUCAAAAACCAAAAACACAAGUGAGGAUAAUGGUGAGAUAUUACCAAGUGAUAUGUUCUUUGAAAUUUUGACUUACCUCACCCCUGAAGAAAAUGCAGCAAGCUUUGAUCGUGUCUGUAAACAUUGGCACGAAUUGUCAAGACAGGAUUCCUUCCUUUGGCAAUUGUAUCUCGAUAUUGAUAAGAAGGCAAAUUUGAUUGACAAAAAGUUCCAAGCCAAGUAUAACAAUACCAAUAAUUAUAACUCUUACCACUAUUACAAUAAUAUCAACUUGAAUGAAGCUUACUACAGUGCUAUUGGAUCAUAUAAGAAUGAAGAUUUCACAUCUGUUUUCAAGAAGGCCUUCUCUGCUUCAGAUUCUGAGAAUAGAAAUGAGUAUAUCAAGAGAUAUCUAGAAAAAAAGAGUCGUUACUCAUACAAGCAGUACACUUUUGAGGAUGCUGUCAAUGAUGACUACAAAGCUGGUUUCCAUCAUAUUGUCAAGGCUGAAACACAACAUGUCAUAGAACACAUCUACAAGCUUUUCUUCAUUAGAUACAAGCUCUUGGGAUUGGUUCUUUAUCCGUUCUAUUAUCUCAUUAGCCUCUUCUCACACGUUGAAGGAAUAGAAAGUGAUAUGACAUGGGAUAGAAUUGAGUUCUUGGUACUGUUAAUUCCAAUCAACCUAUUCAUGUUGUUGGUUUCCCUAACUGAAAAACUCUUCAACCUAAUGGAUGUUUUCCCAUUCUUAGGGUAUAGAUGGUGGGGUGAUAGGGACUUCCAACUGUGGAACUAUAGAAGUUUUUAUGGAAAGAAGUACGCAACAAGUGUAUUCCUUGGUAUUGCUUCUGUUCUUAGCUCUGUGGGAAUAAUUCUCUAUGGAUUUUCAGUUGCAUUCAGUCCUUUCUAUUUUGAUAUAAGAGUACUUGUUUGUAAAACUGUAAUGAGCAUUGGUAGUAUUGCUUCUGUCGACUCUAUUAUAUUGAAUAUUUGCAAAAAGAAGAAUAUAGAUUUGGAGGAAUUGAGAAAGCAGGCAUUGGUGGAUCAUAUGAAUAGAGAUUUUGCUUCGGAUGCAGUAAAUUAUUGGCACUUUGAAGAUAAUAUUUCUGUACGGAAACUUGAAAUGGAUAGAUUUGAUAGAUUGAUUGCCUUUAGACCACUUCUUGCACGAAUGACUCCUAAUUUCUAUAAGAAUGUUAUUUCGAAUAAUAAUUUCAUUAGCUCUUUGAACGAGAAGGAAUGCUCUAUAGUUCAGAGAAUUUUGGAUCAAAUUCUCUAUCAAAAACAUUCCACAUUAUCGAAUAUGGAUACAGACGAAAGUCUUUGCAUUCUCUUUUUACUUGGUCAAGCUCAUGGAGAUUUAAUUUACAUGAAAUCAAUGAUUAUUCAAUCAGUGAUUACAAAAAUUGGAUUCGAUAAUGUUUUGGAUAUUCUGGAAUCUAUUGAAAGCUAUCUCACAAGAGAUGCUUCAUUCUUUUCAUCAACAUCAGCAGCUUCUCCUUUGAUGAAAAUUAAGGACUAUUGUUUGGAUUUCAUGGGAAGUCAGGCAUCAGAACCUGGAUACGAAUUCUUUAUUGAAACUGAUGAAAGAGUUGACAAGUAUUUGAGAUUAAUCAUCAAGAGAAAAACUAUCAAACCAGUAACUUGGGAAGAAAAGCCAAACAAUAUUUCCAAAUCACCACUAAUGGACCUAUUCAAUGACCACUCAACCAGUGAUAUUUGUUUCCUAGUAGGAAAUCAGAAAAUUCAUUGCCACAAAACAGUUCUCAUCUCGAGAAGUGUCUACUUUGAAACUCUAUUCGAAGGAAAUUGGUCCAUUGAACUGGAAGAAUAUGGUCCAGAGAUGAAAUAUCUCAUUCAAUAUUGUUAUGGAUUCAUGAACUAUGUUCCCUCAAUUCAUCAAAUUCCACUCAUCAAGAAAGCUCACCAACACGAAAUGAAAGAUUUAAUACCCAUUGUAUCGAAACAAAUCAUCGUUGGAAAGGACAACUUUGAAAUGUUAUGGAGUGAAUUAGAGCACUACUCUGAUGACAGCACAUUUUCCGAAAUAAUUGAAAGAGUUAUCAAAUAUGGAUUUGAUCAUGGAUUAUUCGGAAGGGAGGAGCAAUCUUUUAAUCAAUGGUAUGAAGAUUUAUCAUCAGGAAAUUCAGAUGUUGAAAGUUUUUGCUUUGAUCAACAAGAGGACAUGAUCAUCAACACAAUUCAAUUAAAAGAGGUUUCGAGUAAUGCUGCUACUGGAGCUGCUGCCUCAUCAGUAAUAGAGAGUAUCAAAGGACAUGAAGUAAUCGAUAUUACCGAAGAUGAUGAUUCACAGAAUGAUCAAGAAGUAACUAAUCUUGAAAAUGUGAUGGAAAUUAAUUCAUCGGAUGAAGAUGAGGAGAUCAUGCACAAUGAUAAAGCUGAUAGUGAAGACGAUUCCGAUGAUGAAAUUUAUUUCCUCACCUCUGAUGAAGAAGAGGACUAUCAUCCAUCAAAAACCACAAAACGAAUGGACAAGAUAUUGUCAGAACUGGUACCUGAUGUUUUAGAGGGAAACUUUUCUGUGGGAGGAGAGUUUGACAUCUAUCCAGCUAUUGGUUUGCAAUUACUAGUGUCAAAUGACACGAAUGUUGUGGUGGAGAGAAGGAAUAUUUCACUUCCAUUUGCUUCGAAGGAACAAGCCAAUGACAUUAUUCAACUCACCACAAUGAAUGAAGAAACUAAACCAUGGCAAUUGGAAUUAAAUCAAUUUGAAAUUACCAAUCCUAAUUGGAAUGAUAUGAUUAAUAAUUUAUUACAAAAGGAAAUCAAACAAGGAUUAGGAGUUGGAGCAGGUGGAGAGAUGAGUGUGAAAUACAAAUCAAAUGAAAAUUUCUAUCCAAACUCAUCAAAAUCUCACUAUUCCACAUCCUACGUUGCUUUCUAUCAUGAGAGUGAUUUUAAGGUAAAUGUUUUGACAAGUGGAUUAAGAUUGGCUUUGGUGUAUAAUGUUAUUUUCAAUGGGCCAUAUUAUCUAAUGCCAGCUGCCAAUGCUGCAGAAAUGACACUGAACUACCUGAGCAAAACACUUAAUGAGUGGGAAUCAGAAACUCCCUACAUUAUUUAUAUUUUGAAUGAACAAUAUUCGAGACAUGAAUUGAGUGAUGGUAGUAAUUUGAAAGAAAACGAUGCUGUUAUCUAUGACUGGUUACGUAAUUACAACUCUAUACAUAAUAAUUUCUACCUAUGCUUGGGUAAUAUGCACAAAUCUAAAUCAGGUGAUGUUACAAGUAUGAGUGUGCAGGAGUGGAAACGUCAUAAACGUCUUCAAAAUGAAGGAGGAAGAAAUUAUGAAAAUAGUGAUCUCGACGAUGUUGACAGUGAGGAUUUGGAAAACUCGUAUUCUACUUAUACCAUUGAAUAUUUGAAGAAUGGAAAUGAAAUAUUUUCUAAGGAGAUCAAAGUUUCAGAUAUUUCAAUAAUAAUUCCGUUUGAUCGUAUUAACGAUUUUGAGAAUGAUGGUUUUCAUGUUUAUCAUGAUGAUAGGUUCCUGGUUAAAGCUAAUUUUAGUAAUUGCAAGCAUAAAUAUUUUGACAUGUUGGUAGAUGAUCAACUUGAAAAUCCAAACAAGGCGAAUGUAGAUAAAAUAUUGGAAAUGAUGAAGACUAAUUGGUUGCAAGAAAGUGCCCUUCUAAAUGCUGUACUUAAAUUGAAGAAUGAUGAAAUAGCUACUGAAUUUUCAAACAAACAUUUAUGCUUAAAAUCAUGGCAAGACCUAAUAAGCACCUUUGGAUUUAUGAAUAGUUUCAAACAACCAUUCUUCAAAUUUAUAACAUCUAAUCUCAGUAGCAAAAUGAUAUUUGAUUUUGCUUUUGAGACUAUUUUACUACAGGAAAACUCAACUCUUACAUCAGACCUGUGUGACUAUGUAUUUGAAUAUUUAUCAACCACAGGAUAUCUUUCGCCCUAUGCUGUAGAAAGAAUAUUGAAUUGCAUGCAAUUAUGUGCUGUCCCUCUAAUGGAGAGUACUUCUGUCUAUAUGAUUAAGCGUUGUAUGGUCGUAGAUCAAACUGAACUAUCAUUAAUAUUGAAAUACUUGGAGAAUUAUCAUUCAUAUAUGGUUUCAGCAUUGAAUCUAUUAUUGGGAAAUAAGGAAAAAUUUUUAAGGUACUAUACUGUUAUUAUUUACUAUCUAAAAUAUUUCUUUUGUGAGGAAGUUAAAAACUUUUUGGAAGGUAUUAUAACAGAAAUGGAUUUGAAUACUUCCCUUAAAUUUGUCAUUCACUUGAAUGGACUUGGUGAUCAUGAAGUUGCCAAUGUCAUGCUAUUGAAACUUAGAGAAAGGAUAAUUAAUCAGUUCAUAACGGAUGAUAUUAGUGUGGAAAAUUGCAAGGCCAUUAUUUCAGCUAUCUGCUAUUGCAAUUUUCCAAAUGAAUUAUCAGAAGUUACGUCAGCAAUCACUUCAAAAAUUAAAGAUUUUGUUGGAGUUGCCAAAAUACUUAUUCCUCUCAUCAAAUAUAUUGAGAUUACGUAUGGUAAGAGUGCAUUCAUUGAUGUUAAAGCAUUUGCUCAACUUGUCACCUGUAGUAUUGAGCUUAUUAAAUCAAUUCUCAAUAUUCAAGAAAAAGCUGACGUAAGGGACUGGUCACUUCCAACCUUUGUAUGUGAAACUAAUUGUUCAAAUUGCAGAGAUAUUAAUAAUUUCCUCCAGAACAGCAAUCCAGCAUCAAAGAAAUAUGAACUACACAGAACUAUGCCACUAUUACGAUCUCACAUUGAAACAAAUCUACAUUCAGUAACUGGAUUGUUCUCUUAUAUUACUUUCGAGACGAACCAGAGGACUGCAAGUGUAAUUAUUCAAAAGAUCUCUAAUCCUCGUUUAAACAUUUACGAACAGUGCAGCAAAACUAAGGAUGCCCUGAAUUAUUUGGAGAAUUUACUAUCAAACACUCCCAUCAUUCAACAGCAACCAACACAAGCUUCAUCUUCUCUAAUUACACACCAACCAAAGAGAUCAGGAAGUUUUUCUUCCUCCUAUCCUAACAAAAAGAAAAAGUAG
Molecule: messenger RNA, 7773 nt
Organism: Naegleria gruberi
Lineage: Eukaryota; Heterolobosea; Eutetramitea; Acrasida; Naegleriidae
Exons: 6
Coding region: 1-7773 (2590 amino acids)
Molecular function (GO): protein binding
Source: RefSeq, a predicted model, not a curated record